This is a messenger RNA of Pyricularia oryzae 70-15, 786 nucleotides long. RefSeq names its product cyclohexadienyl dehydratase. Lineage: Eukaryota; Fungi; Ascomycota; Sordariomycetes; Magnaporthales; Pyriculariaceae. The transcript has a single exon. The coding region runs from base 1 to 786 and encodes 261 amino acids. The record is from RefSeq and is a predicted model, not a curated record.
AUGGCGGCAAAAACGGGAGGUUGCUCGGCGCCUUCUCAACUGGACGCCAUCAUUGCGCGCGGCCACCUCAAGGUUGGGAUGACGGGUGCAUACAAGCCCUUUUCUUACCUCGACCCCGACUCAGCUUCCAACUCGUCGUCUUCGGGCUACAUUGGCGCCGAUGUAGACAUGGCCAAGUCGCUAUCUCAGGCCAUGGGCUUGACCAAGGACCCCGAAUUUGUGCACGCCACAUUCGCCAACAUGACAACCGAGAUCAACGAGGGCAGGUACGACAUUGGCAUGACGGGAGUCUCGAUAACGCUGGCCCGGGCCCGCUUGUGCUUUUACUCGAACCCACUGAUCAGGGUCGGCAAGGUGGCGACGGUGCGGUGCGAGGAUGCGUCCAAGUACCAGUCUCUGGCGGCGAUUGACGUCGAGGGCGUGCGUGUGGCGACGCCAUCUGGCGGCAGCAACGAGGUGUUUGAUCGGGCAAACCUCAAAAAGGCCGAGAUCCUCGUCUACACCGAGACCGACAAUAACAUCAUCUUCCAGGCCGUCGUGGACAAGAAGGCCGACGUCAUGAUCACGGACAGGGUCGAGGCGGAGCUCCAGGCCAAGAUGCACCCCGGUGUCCUUUGUGCCGUCAACCCGGAGGAGCCGUUCAGCUUCGAGGAGAUUGGGUACAUCAUGAAGCGGGACGUGGUGCUGCAGCAGUUUGUCAACCAGUGGCUCCAUGUCCAACAAGGCAGUGGUGCCUGGAACCGGACUUUGCAGAGUUGGAUGGACUACCCAUGGCCACACACCUGA